Messenger RNA from Eruca vesicaria subsp. sativa (arugula), 1604 nucleotides. The record is from the annotation of a GenBank genome assembly. NCBI's taxonomy places the organism in Eukaryota, Viridiplantae, Streptophyta, Magnoliopsida, Brassicales, Brassicaceae.
CAAAAACCAAAUGGCAAGAUCCAAUGCACAAAACCUCUUAUCAAGUUUAGCGUUGAGGAUUUGAGAGUGGUCUCGGUACUUUCACCUGCAUUCAUUCCUUCUUCAACCCUCACCAUCAAACUUUCGACCUUGUCUCUUCAAUGGCGGCCAUUUCCGCAAGCACUUCCCCAUCCCUUCGCUGCAUGAGAUCAACAUCCUCCGAUUCUUCCCCAUCUCUCAUACCCUUGACUCGUGUUUCGUUCCCAGCGAAGAUUUCUCACCUCUCCGGUUUAUCUCCAAACCGUGACAACGAAACAAGAAACAGAACCGAGAGAAGAAUCAUUAGAAGCUUGGACAAGAGGAUCUCGGUUGCUCCUUCGGCAACUCCAGAAUCAAAGGUGAGGAAGCACACGAUUUCAGUGUUUGUUGGAGACGAAAGCGGGAUGAUUAAUAGGAUUGCAGGAGUCUUUGCCAGGAGAGGUUAUAAUAUCGAGAGUCUUGCUGUUGGUCUCAACAGAGACAAGGCUUUGUUCACUAUUGUUGUCUCUGGAACUGAAAGGGUACUUCAGCAAGUCAUUGAGCAGCUUCAGAAGCUUGUUAAUGUUCUAAAGGUUGAAGAUAUCUCGAGUGAGCCGCAAGUGGAGCGUGAGUUGAUGCUUGUUAAAGUGAAUGCACAUCCAGAAUCCAGGGCACAGAUCAUGUGGCUAGUUGACACAUUCCGAGCCAGAAUUGUAGAUAUUGCGGAACAUGCAUUGACUAUUGAGGUAACUGGAGAUCCAGGGAAAAUGAUUGCUGUAGAAAGAAAUUUGAGAAAGUUUCAGAUCAGAGAGAUUGUCAGGACAGGAAAGAUAGCACUGAGAAGGGAAAAGAUGGGUGCUACUGCUCCAUUUUGGCGAUUUUCAGCAGCGUCCUAUCCAGAUCUCAAGGAACAUGCGCCUGUUAGUGUUCUACGAGGUAGCAAAAAAGGAGCUGUGGUCUCUCCAACUGAAAAAACAACAGGGGGAGAUGUUUAUCCUGUUGAGUCAGCUUCUGACCUAAUGGUACAUCGUGUUCUUGACGCUCACUGGGGACUUCUCACUGACGAAGAUACGAGUGGACUACGGUCACAUACUCUAUCUUUGCUUGUAAACGAUGCUCCAGGAGUCCUUAAUAUUGUUACUGGUGUUUUCGCUCGAAGGGGAUACAACAUUCAGAGCUUGGCUGUAGGACAUGCUGAAACAGAGGGCAUUUCACGCAUUACAACAGUUGUUCCUGCAACAGAUGAAUCAGUCAGCAAAUUGGUGCAGCAACUUUAUAAACUCGUAGAUGUGCAUGAGGUUCAUGAUCUUACUCAUUUGCCAUUUGCUGAAAGAGAACUGAUGCUGAUUAAGAUUGCUGUGAACGCUGCUGCGAGAAGAGAUGUCCUGGACAUUGCUAGUAUUUUCAGAGCAAAAGCUGUUGACGUAUCUGAUCAUACAAUUACUUUGCAGCUUACUGGGGAUCUUGACAAGAUGGUUGCACUGCAAAGGUUGUUGGAGCCCUACGGUAUAUGUGAGGUUGCAAGAACAGGGCGUGUGGCAUUGGCCCGUGAAUCAGGAGUGGACUCUAAGUAUCUUCGUGGGUACUCUUUUCCCUUAACAGGUUAA